Aethalodelphis obliquidens (Pacific white-sided dolphin) is the source of this 8347-nucleotide messenger RNA. RefSeq names its product POU class 2 homeobox 2 (gene POU2F2). NCBI's taxonomy places the organism in Eukaryota, Metazoa, Chordata, Mammalia, Artiodactyla, Delphinidae. Gene Ontology annotation, biological process: regulation of transcription by RNA polymerase II. The record is from RefSeq and is a predicted model, not a curated record. Gene Ontology annotation, cellular component: nucleus. The transcript is spliced from 17 exons. Gene Ontology annotation, molecular function: DNA-binding transcription factor activity, RNA polymerase II-specific; RNA polymerase II cis-regulatory region sequence-specific DNA binding. Bases 4670 to 6676 code for a protein of 668 amino acids.
ACAACAGUGAGAGGCCCGCGUACCACAAAAAAAAAAAAAAAUUAAUUUCUUGAUGCCUAUCUUUCUAGAUAGCUUUUUCUCAAAUGGGAGUAUGCCUACGAGUUUACCCAAAGAAUGUAUUAAAAGUCAGAUGCCUGGGACCAAACUCUGAAUUCUGACUUCUGGGACUUCCCUGGCGGUCCAGUGGUUAGAACUCUGUUUUCACUGCUGGGGCCCAGGGACUGGGCACGGGUUCAAUCCCUGGUCGGGGAACUAAGAUACCCCAAGCUGAGCGAUGCAGCCAAAAAAAAAAAAAAAAAAAAACUUAAAAAAAAAAAAGAGUUCCGAUUUCUGCUCUAAACCUUUCUCUUUAGGAAAAUUAAAAAAAAGUGUGUGUGUAUGUGCGUGCGUUUCAUAAAAAUGGAACCAUAAACUACAUACCAGUUUAUAACCUGCCUUUUUUUCCUUCCUAACAAUGGAUUAGGAAUGUAGCUUCCUUGUCAAUGAAUUUAUUUCAAGCAUAUUUUCUACAACUCUGCAGCCCUCCAUUAUGCGGCUGCCGCACCAUCAUGAACUGUACCAGUCCCCAGUCACAGGACAUCUAGGUUGUUUCCUGGCAUUUCCUAUUGUAAUUAUCCCCAGUUUACAGAAAAGGACAUUGAGGCACAGAGAAGUCCCUCAUAUGUGUGAGAAGCUAAGGCACGAUCCAAGGAGAGCUGGGAAUGGCUUGGGUGCUGGGGACGGUUCCCAGCCUCACUCAGGGUGGGGCUGAGGGGCCCUGACCAGCGGGAGAGGCUUGGGUAGAAGCCCCUCGCAGAAGACACAUGACCAUAGGGUUUCCCUGGUGGUCCACUCCCAAUGCAGGGGACGCGGGUUCGAUCCCUGGUCGGGGAACUAAGAUCCCACAUGCUGUGCGCACGGCCAAAAAAAAAAAAAAAAGAAGAAGAAGGCACAUGACCUGUCAGAGGGGAGGUGGGUGGGGGCACUUGAGGAGGAAACUGCCCACCCUCUCCCAGGCCCCCAGACCCAGGCACACUGUGGGCCUGAGCACUGCCCAUCGGGCUGCCCCCCAGCCCUCUCGCUGCCGUCCUUCCUGAGCCCUCGCCGCCUGCUCCAUCCUUGCCAGCUUAUCAAUAGGUUAAGUGGUCAGGUCAGCGAUAUUGACCAUUUGAUUAGGACCUUGUCAGAUCAAUCCCUGGCUCAUCUCACGGACCUCCUCCCCUGCCCGCACACGCUCCCUGCCUCCGCGCCAGGGAGCAGGUGGCUGGGGAAGCCUCCACCCUCCCCACGCAGCCCCCCAGGACCCUUCGGGGCUCUUCAGAGCCCUCCAGCAAUUUCAGAGAAGGUGAGAGCCAGCCUCGGCCUCACCAUCUCCCGUCCUCGUCCUGCCAGGUCAGGAGCUUCGAGGGCUGUCUCCAGUUUUGCCCCGCCCCUUGCUUGCCCCACCCCUGCCUCAGGGGCCUCUGUGGGCCCCUCCUGGACCUCUGCCUAGGUGCCGGGUUCCUGCACCCCCCCCUUGCAUCCACUCUCUUGCUUGCGGUCACUAGACCUUGUUCACUCUGUCCCGUUUCCCUCGGAGUCUGGUCAGACUGAGCUGCCCCCUCUUGGAUGUGUGACCUUGGGCAAGUGAUUUCACCUCUCUGAGCCUCCAUUUCCUCAUCUGUACCGUGAGAAUGAUCCUCACCAAAGGGUUGUAAGGAUUCUUCAAGAUCAUGCCCGCAGAGCAACGAACCACACCUGGCACGCAGCUAGCACCCCGGAAACCCCGGCUGCUGUCACUAUGGGCUCCUCUGCUGAAUUUAGCUGAGCUGAUGUGUUUGUGGGAGAUGGUUGCUCUGUCCGUCUGCUCCUCAGUGGAAGUGUAUGUGGGCAGUGUGUGUGUGGGGGGGCUGAUGGGCGCUGUCAUCCUCAGGCCUGUCCCAAGCUCCAGCUCAGGGCCAUACCCUGUACUGGGUGGUGUAGGGACCCCCAGUGGAGCCAGGCUCCAGCCUACACUCCAGAAGCAGUUCUAGUGGCUUCAAGGAGAGCUGAGGGGCCAGGACCUUCUUUCCUUCCCCAGGAAACAUUGGAAUCUUCCCCUUCUGUGUGGCGCAGCUGCGGGGAACAGGGACUCCGGAGUCAGAGAAGUCAGGGUUCCAGUUCUGCUUCCGUGCCAGGUCACCACGGGCCAUCUGCUUUUGCCCUCUGUUCCCCAGAGUUCCCAUCUGUGAAAUGCGGAGAAGGCACCUUCUAAAUAGCUCCCAUUCCCAUCUUCCAGUCUCAAGGUCCUGCUGGGAAUACGGCUCCCAGCUCCCACAGGGCUUGCCUGUCCCGUGGGGAGAUGUUAGCUACUUGGGAGAGGGAUUUGUCAGGGGAAUACGGGGGUUCUGGGGCCUGGGAGAUGGCACGAGGAGGAGAAUUAGAGGCCGACGGGCCAGGGGUGGUCCUGCCUGUGGGCAUCGCAGAUGAGGGUGGCAGAGGGCAGAGACCAGGGCAGGAGGGGGGCGCUGUCUGCAGGGAGGACCCCAGCCUGAAGGCGCUGUCUGACUCCGGGCCCCUAAGAGGCCCGGGGAUUCCCCUGCCCGCCCCGCCAUCACUUACACCAAUAUUGACGGUUAAUGCCGUGUCGCCACCGUGUUCAACACUCAGCGCGGCUAAUUGUUUUGACUGGGAAUCGGCAAGGCGAUUAAACGCCAUCGAUUUUGCCCUGCGCGCUGCAUCGAUUUUUAAAUUUCCUAUUGAUCCGAGCCCUAAAUCUCCUUAACCAAGACCUCACCGUGGAGAUGACAGACGCUGAUUAGCUCCGGGGGCGGGGGGGCGGGUGGUGGGCUGCCUUCGAGUGGGGAAGAAACCCCAGCUCCUCCCUCCCCACAGGGACCGGGGGUCCGGGUCCCCUUGACCCCUGAAGAUGGAGGCCCAGGUAGAGGGGGGGGAGGGGGAGGAGUUGGGCGGACCCCUUGUUACUUUUACACCCCUUCUUUACUUUCCCAUUUGGGCUUCUCUCUGGUCUCUGCUUGCGCUCCUUCCACUCCUCCUGUCUGUCUGUCUGUGUCUCCCCAUCUCUCUUCUCUUUCCUUUCUUCCUAUCUAUCUCUAUCUGUCUAUCAUCACUCUCCCCACUGUCUCAGUCCAUCUCUUUCUCUUUCUCUUUUCUCUUCCUGGACUCCAGUCCCGCCUCCACCAAUUCCUUGUGUCCUUGGCUGGUCCCGGGCCUCAGUUUCCCCAUCUGUGCCGGCAGAUUUGCCGUGAGAUAGAAAAGUAGCCUGCCAAACGUUAAGGUCCACGCCGUCCUGCCCACUCCCCUGAGGUCUCCCGUCUGGGGAGUGCACCCACAGGGACACACAGAUAUCAGGCAGCCGUGAGCUUCCUGGCUUGGUGAGCCCACCCACAGGGCUCUCCCUCUCUGAGCCACUGCUUCUGAUGUUGCCCACCGUCCACUCAUCAGGACCCGCCUGGUGGGAAGUGUCUCCCUCUCCUCCAGUCCCUGCUCCUUCUCUGAAUGCCCACAGCAAGGGUGGUCUUUGUGUGGCUUCAAGCAGCUUUUCCAAGAAGACCACGUUCCCAGAGGGCAGGAAACAGGGUUUCAGUAGGAGGCACGAAGGCCUGAGCUUUCUAACCAGCUCCGCCCCUCACCGAGCUGUACGGGAUUCUGGGGAAGUCAGUCUCCUCAUAGCCUCGCCUGCUGCAUCUGUAAAGUGGGAAUGACAGCAGCCGUCACUCUGCCUUCCUGCAGGGCUGCAGAGAGGCUCAGCAAACACUCUUGGGAGAGGGUCUCCCCAUUUCCUGUAGACCUCUCCGUCCUCCCCAUCUUCUACAUAGCAUGCAGUGGGACCUUUCUGAAGACAAACUGCAUCAUCUCCCUCCCCCGCAGCUGCUUGGACCAGGCCCUGCUGGGUGCAGCCCCUGCCAUCUCUGCAGCCUCAUCUUUCCCAUGUCUCUCGCUGAGCCCUGCGUGACCAAAGGCCUGAUAUUCUCUUUCCUCCCAUGCGGCCCCUCCACCUGGCUAAAGUGGAUUCGUCCGCCAGGCUUGGCUCGGGGGUUGCAUCCUCCCUGGGUCUCCCCUGACCUCCCCUGGGAUUCCCACUGCAUCCUCUGCUUACCCCAGUGUGUGGACAUCAGUUCUUUAUUCAGUCGCCCCAGCUUGCCUUCGAGCUCCCGGUAGACAGGGCAGAGACCUUGUCUAAUCCAUCUCCGUACCUCCCACGCUUGGUCCGGAGCCCAGCUCAGAUGAGCCUCAGUAUUUGCUGGUUAACCAAAUGAAUAAAUGAGUGAACAAAUAUACCAGUUAGAAACAUCAUCAUGACUUUUGUGUCCGUCUCCCCACAGCACACAGGCACCUAAUAAUGAAGAACCCUUUCACACUUCUUUCUCAUUUGACCCUCCCUGCAGUCCUUUGAGAUACAUAGUUUGUCAAUUCAUUAAUCCCUCCAUCCAUCCAUCCAUUCACUCAAUCAUCCAUCAUGUACUUAAUGGGCGCCCCACGUUUGCCAGGCCCUCUGUCAAAGGCUAAAGGUGUAAGACGCAGUCCCUGCCCUUUAAGGAGCUUCCAGUCUGCUGGGAAAAACAGAUGUUCUACAAGAGAAGGCAUCCGUUAUCCCCAUUCAUAAGAUGGCGACACUGAGACUUAGAGCCCAGAAAUGAAGGUUCUCUACUGGACCGGGUUGGUGGCUUGAAUGUAUUAGCUUCGCUGCUUCUGCCCAAGAGAAAUAAGAAUGUCUAAGCCCUUGGAGGCCGAGAAGCAAGGUCUGGACUCCCCGUCAGAGCACACAGACACGGAAAGAAAUGGACCAGACACUAACCAUCAGAACCCCCAGAAUAAGACCUCCCCGUUCUCUGUGUCCCCGACUGGCCCCAGCACCAAGAUCAAGGCUGAAGACCCCAGCAGUGACUCAGCCCCAGCGGCACCCCUGCCCCCCCAGCCGGUUCAGCCGCAUCUGCCCCAGGCCCAACUCAUGUUGACGGGCAGCCAGCUAGCCGGGCUCACGGCGCUGAUGCCAGCCCAGCAGCAACUCCUCCUGCAGCAAGCGCAGGCCCAGCUCCUGGCCGCCGCGGCCGCCGCCGCCUCCUCCUCCUCCUCCUCCUCUUCCUCCUCCUCCUCGACCUCGCAGCCCCCAGCCUCCUCCGGGGGAGGCGACCUGCCGCCACCACAGCCUGCCAGCCAGCCCCCCGGGACCCCACAGCUCACCCUGUCCCAACCCAUCCAGCUCACAGCACAGGACAUCCAGCAGCUCCUCCAGCUGCAGCAGCUGGUGCUUGUGCCGGGUCACCACCUCCAGCCACCUGCUCAGUUCCUGCUGCCGCAGGCCCAGCAGAGUCAGCCAGGCCUGCUACCGACGCCAAAUCUAUUCCAGCUACCUCAGCAAACCCAGGGAGCUCUUCUGACCUCCCAGCCCCGGGCAGGGCUGCCCACACAGGCCGUGACCCGCCCCACGCUGCCCGACCCGCACCUCUCGCACCCGCAGCCCCCCAAAUGCUUGGAGCCACCAUCCCAUCCCGAGGAGCCCAGUGACCUGGAGGAGCUGGAGCAGUUCGCUCGCACCUUCAAGCAACGCCGCAUCAAGCUGGGCUUCACGCAGGGUGACGUGGGUCUGGCCAUGGGCAAGCUCUACGGCAACGACUUCAGCCAGACGACCAUCUCCCGCUUCGAGGCCCUCAACCUGAGCUUCAAGAACAUGUGCAAACUCAAGCCUCUCCUGGAGAAGUGGCUCAACGACGCAGAGACUAUGUCUGUGGACUCAAGCCUGCCCAGUCCCAACCAGCUGAGCAGUCCCAGCCUGGGUUUCGACGGGCUCCCCGGCCGGAGACGCAAGAAGAGGACCAGCAUCGAGACAAACGUCCGCUUCGCCUUAGAGAAGAGUUUUCUAGCGAACCAGAAGCCUACCUCAGAGGAGAUCCUGCUGAUCGCAGAGCAGCUGCACAUGGAGAAGGAGGUGAUCCGCGUCUGGUUCUGCAACCGGCGCCAGAAGGAAAAACGCAUCAACCCCUGCAGCGCGGCCCCCAUGCUGCCCAGCCCGGGCAAGCCAGCCAGCUACAGCCCCCAUCUGGUCACGCCCCAAGGGGGCACCGGGACCCUGCCGUUGUCCCAAGCUUCCAGCAGUCUGAGCACAACAGUUACUACCUUAUCCUCAGCUGUGGGGACCCUCCACCCCAGCCGGACAGCUGGAGGGGGUGGGGCCGGGGGCGGGGCCGCGCCCCCCCUCAAUUCCAUCCCCUCUGUCACUCCCCCACCCCCGGCCACCACCAACAGCACAAAUCCCAGCCCUCAAGGCAGCCACUCGGCUAUCGGCUUGUCGGGCCUGAACCCCAGCACGGGAAGCACAAUGGUGGGGUUGAGCUCCGGGCUGAGUCCAGCCCUCAUGAGCAACAACCCUUUGGCCACUAUCCAAGCCCUGGCCUCUGGUGGAACCCUGCCCCUUACCAGCCUUGACAGCAGCGGGAACCUGGUGCUGGGGGCGGCUGGCGCGGCCCCAGGGAGUCCGGGCCUGGUGACCUCGUCACUCUUCUUGAACCACGCCGGGCUGCCCCUGCUCAGCGCCCCGCCUGGUGUGGGCCUGGUCUCGGCAGCCGCGGCAGCCGUGGCGGCCUCCAUCUCCAGCAAGUCUCCUGGCCUCUCCUCGUCCUCGUCCUCGUCCUCGUCGUCCUCCUCCACUUGCAGUGAGGCGGCAGCACAGACCCCUGGAGGCCCAGGGGGGCCCGAGGUAGGGUCCAAGCCUGAGUGAGGGCCCGCCACGCCUCCCCUCCUCCUCCUCUGACCCCCGCCUCCGUCCCCCACCUGGGAAGAGGGCGAGGAGGCCAUUGGUGGGGAUGCAGAGGGUCCUCGGAGCAGGAGUGACGAGGGAGGAAAGACCAAAAAACAAGAAACAAAAAAACAACCAACCAAAAAGAAAGAAAGAAAGAAAAGAAAAGAAAGAAAGAAAAGAAAGCAACCAACAGAAAAAAGAAAACCAAAAAUAAUCACAAAGAAACCAGCUGCCCCAAAGGAACAAGAGGUGAAAAACAAACAUUAAAAAAAAAAAAAGAAAACCAAAAACAAACAAAAAAUCCCUCACCAAACCGAACAAACCAAAAACCAGUCUCGAGCCAGACCUCAGUGUGCUCACCCUCACUGCUACGACACCAAAUAAGAACCCCAGCCAGGGGCGGAGAAGCCUCGGCGGGGCGGACACGCGGGCCCCUGGCUGCGGGGCGAAGCCUCCCGCUGCGUGUGGCGUGGGCAGAGAAGGAAAAAGAGAAUGUACCAGCCUCCCAGCCGCAGCCCUCAGUCCUGGGCCAGCCAAGGCAGGGAGGGUACAGCCUGGGGCUGAUGGGGUGGGCUCAGAACCACCCGCCAAAUAUUCCUUUCCAGAAGGUGAAAGAGAAAGGGCCUGAACAACUUUACACCAAAUAUUCAGUAGCUUCAUCCAAAGGAUGUACAGAAUUUUUAGCGUUGUGCUCAACAGAAUGUGUCCCUGUCAUGUGUCCCCCCUCUCGCCCGGCCCCCAGCUCUCCCUGCCCGGGCAGGGGGGUCUCACUUUAACCUCCUCCCUACCCCAGCCAGGGGAGAGUUCAGGGGAAGGCCUGGGCUGACUUUUCACCCCUUGUACCUCCCCCUUUUUCCCUUUGAAGGGUGGGCUAGGCCGUUUUGCCAAGUUCUAGCUCUCACAUGUCCCCCCUCAACCCUGUCACCCUCCUCUGCUCUGGAAUCUCCCCCCCAUCCCUAGUCCGAGGGAAGGUGGAAGCUUCAGGCAAGAGACGAUGAGGUGAGGGCUUUCAAGUUGUCUUUUUUUCCAUCCUCGUCUGUCAGUUUCCCUGAAAAAAAAAAAAAAUUCAUAUUCCAGUGCCUAUCCGUGGGAUCCUUCACGUUCUUUGACAUUGACCAGAAACCAAAAAGAGAACUCACCUCGCUCUUCCCACCCUGUGCCCCUCUGAUACUGGCAGAUGCCUCUUCCUCUCCCCUCACACACAUGCACACACGCACGCACCCCAGUGGUGGGGUUCCUCGAGAUGGCGUCCCCAUCAGGGUCCGUGUGGCAGGGACAGUGCCGUGACCUGUGGCCCCCAUCCGAGAGGGCGCUGUGGUGGCCACCACUCCCACAAGACCUCCCUCAAGUCUUGGCUGGACCCUGUGUUUGCCCAGCCCUGGACACAUCUCGACGGACAGAGGAGAGACGCUGCUGGGAGCCACGUUGCCCUCCUGCUGUUUUGGAGGCCAACAAAGUUCUGAACCAAAAAAAACAAAAACAAAAAACCAAACAAUAAAUUAAAACUAGAAAAAAAAAGAAUUUAUAGAUAUAUAUAUAUUUAAGGGAAAGAAGACGAGGACUCUUCAAAGGAUACGAAGGAGCCGCGAGGGGGAGCCAAGCCCCUGCACCAGUGGUCCAGGCCCUUGGUCCCCGAGGCGGAUGGAAGGA